Molecule: messenger RNA, 342 nt
Organism: Micromonas commoda
Lineage: Eukaryota; Viridiplantae; Chlorophyta; Mamiellophyceae; Mamiellales; Mamiellaceae
Exons: 1
Biological process (GO): snRNA transcription by RNA polymerase III; snRNA transcription by RNA polymerase II
Cellular component (GO): snRNA-activating protein complex
Molecular function (GO): bent DNA binding; RNA polymerase III type 3 promoter sequence-specific DNA binding; core promoter sequence-specific DNA binding
Source: RefSeq, a predicted model, not a curated record
CCGGCGUACGAGGCCAAGGACAUGGCCGGGGUCACCUUCGAUGACCUCGAGAUCGUGUGCGGGAAACCUUACCUGUACGUGCACAUGGAGGAGCCCCACUGCGAGCACCCGAUCGUGUUCCGGGACGUGCGUUUGGCGCACCCCGACGACCCGGUCGACAGGAGGGAUUACCCCGCUAGGCUCUUCGUUGGACGCAAGUACCGGCGCAAGUGUCAGAUGUGCGACGUGUUCGAGGCUCGGCACGUGACGCACAAGGACAGGCACGCGCCGUGCCACCCGUGCUUCUUCUGCGAUCAGUGCUUCAACUGUCUGCACCUCAAUAAGGACGGGGAGCCGUGGUAC